This is a messenger RNA of Cuscuta europaea, 2051 nucleotides long. The record is from the annotation of a GenBank genome assembly. Lineage: Eukaryota; Viridiplantae; Streptophyta; Magnoliopsida; Solanales; Convolvulaceae.
GUGUAGUCCAAUGGAUGACCAUCCACCAAGGGGGAAUGAGGGAGGUCUUGCUCCCAAUGAUUCUUCCUACCUUCACGGAGUUGCUCAGCGCCUGAGAAGGGAGAGGAUGGUAAUGAAGGUAGCAGGUUCGUGUGGUGGGAGGAGCAACCUGAAAGAUGAUGUAAGUCCUGCUGGAUUCGUCCUUUGGAGUCAGCACUGACGAGGCUGACUGUGAUCAGAUCCGGAUUUAACUGUCUAGGGGCUUUGGAGGGUAGUUCAUAGACUCCAGGAUUAUGGGAGCGUAAGCCCCGACACCUGGAUUAUCAAAAACAAAAAAUAGAAAAUCCAUUUUUAGCAAACUAAGAAUCCGGAAAUGCUAAAUAUAUUUAAAUUAUUUAUUUAACACCAUAAAUUUACAUUUAUGAAAGAAAAAAUCAUAUACUUAUUAUGUUAACAUAUAUUUUUAUAUAAGUUUCAGAUAACUAUAUUACAUAUGUGACGUUUUUAUCUUAUAUCCUUUUAAAUUUUGGAGUGUUUGAAUUAUUUUGGCUUCAUACUCCCUCCGGUUCUUAAACAACUUCUCAUUUUCCUUUUCGGGAAGUCUCGAAAUUAACUUCACACUUAUUCCCAUUUUCUUAUUUGGCAAAUUAUCUACACCAAAACAGUGCAAAACAGUGCCAAACAGUACCAAACAAUGUCUAAACAGUGUCAAACGGUGCACUCUACAGUAAAGUUAAAUUUAUUUUAUUAAUCUGUGUGAAGUCAAAAUGUGGAGGUGUUUGAGAAAGGGAGGGGGUAUUAUUUAUAGUUUAAAUUUAUUUUGAAUUCCUGCAUAUACUCGUACCACAAGAUAUCCCCUGACGGCCUGACCCUUGUCCCCUCCACGAAGUUUCGAGUUUCAAUCCAGGAUGCAAUGCGCCUUUACGCAUUCCAUACCCAUCUCCCUCUACCACCAUCGACCAUUGCAUCAACUUCAGAUAGCAAGAAAUCUCCGUUUCAACUCAAAACCCGAAAUCACCCUCGCAGUUUUACCCCCAAGUCAACGGCUUUAGAAAAGACAAUUUAUUUACCUCAGCAUGUGACGUCCAUCUCCAGCACUUCAAACCCGUUUGUGAAGCACUGUCUGAAACUUCGAACAAGAUCCUCUUAUCGCCUGCUUCAUGGCUUAGUUCUUGUCGUUGGCCGUACUCCAAUUUGGGAAAUAUGUAGAUUUCAAGAAACAAUUUCAGAGUGGAAUAUAAAAAUAGAAUGCUUGCUUGUACUUGAUGAUACUCAAAUCCCUGAAGAACUAGAUUUAUGUUCUACACAGGUUGUCCAUGUCAGCUCAAUGGUGAUGAAAAAACUCUCGGGUGUCCAAUCAGUUGACUCUAUCAAAAUGAUUGCUCUAUUCAAGAUCCCCUCAAGUUUUCAUAAUGUCGGUGAUGAGUUUACAGAGGAUGAUUGUAGUAAAUGGUUCCCGUUUGCACAUCGAGUUCUGGUUCUUGAUAGUAUUCAGGACCCAGGAAAUCUUGGCACGCUGCUUCGAUCAGCAAUGGCAUUUAGAUGGAAUGGUGUGUUUCUAUUGCCUGGGUGCUGUGAUCCAUUCAAUGAGAAAGCACUCCGUGCUAGCAGAGGAGCUUGCUUUCAGCUUCCUUUAGUUUCUGGUGGCUGGAAGCUAUUGAAGAAACUUUCUGACAAAUUCAAUAUGAAAAUGUUAGCUGGCCAUCCUGCAAAAGAUGGAAAAUCAAAGAUGGUCACCCGCCUAUACCAAGGAUUUGCUGACUCUUUAGCGGAUCAGCCGCUGUGUUUGGUUUUGGGUAGUGAAGGAGGAGGUCUCUCAGAGGAAUCAAGGGAAGUAUGUGAGCUAGUUAGUAUUCCUAUGGGCGGAGACUACGAGUCGCUUAAUGUUUCAGUUGCAGGUGGAAUCUUUUUGUACAUGUUGCAACCUGACGCUCAAUUUUUGUAAAACUGGAAGUACAAAUGCCAAUGCCUGAUUGUUUCACUCUAAUUUGCCCAUGCAAGAUUCAAUAUUUGUUUUGACCUUCAGGAUUGCGAGCGGGGUUAAAUUCCUGGCAAAAAGGCAUGAAAACGGC